Messenger RNA from Durusdinium trenchii, 3426 nucleotides. NCBI's taxonomy places the organism in Eukaryota, Dinophyceae, Suessiales, Symbiodiniaceae. The record is from the annotation of a GenBank genome assembly.
AUGGCCAGUCCCCAGGUGGACAAGAAACCUGGGGAAUGGCGCUCGGCCUGCGAACGCUGUGCAGAGCUCUUGAAAGCUCCACCCUGCAAGGCGUGUGGACAGCCGGUGCGGGACGCCAAGAAGAAUGAAAGCCAUCCGUAUCAUGAAGAGUGCCGACGCUGCAGCUCGUGCAAUCAGAAGAUCUCUAGACAAGGGAUGCAUUGCACAGCUGGGAAGAUCCUUUGUGGCUCCUGCGACGACCUCUUUGGCGAGUUCUUCGUGCCGGGAAAGCGGAAUGGCGCGGAGUACAUGAGAGAGGCCUUCAAGGCAUGGCUGGGGCGUGGUCACGCCUGGGAUGAAGACAGUUCGGGGUGGAUCGACACCGGAGAGCUUCGACGGGUGCUGAAAGCGAUCAUGCCCAACUUCUCGGACCGUGACAUCAAUGACCUGCUACGGGUCAUUGAUACUAACGCCAACGGAGUGGUCGAGUAUGAGGAGUUCUGUGCGUGGCUCAUGAAAGAGAAUCCCUUAGAUUUCUCCUCAAGCACCUUCGCCGCCUAUGUGGCGCAGCUCAUGCGCGAGGCCGGCACCGCCAAGGAGAAAGCAGACUUGAACGUGGAUGAGAUCCAAGUUCGGCAUGACGGAGUGUACUUCCGGCUGAAGAGCGGCCAGAUGCGCUUUGAGACCACGGCCUUCCGCACGGAAGCCUUGGCCUUGACUGCCUUGGACCCGGAGGAGUUCAUCAGUAAAGUGGAGUGUGUUGAGGAGGGCUUAAAACUCAGCUUCAACACGGGUCGGAUGACCACCUUGCAGGGCCAGGCUUCUGAGGUCGGAACGCUUCGUCAGGUCCUGGUGAUUGGACCUGCGUCCUUCCAAGUGGACUCCUGUGUAGGCGUCAUGCACCACAGCCGCUACUACUGCAGUGAUCGAGUCGAGUUUAUAUCACGGAUUUUUGUGCGCGGCGCCCAUGGAGAUGUCAUCGCAUCCUUCCCGAAAGUUCGCAAGACUUUUCAAGCAGCAUGCGUCUCCUUUUGUAAUUUCGCGCCAGAUCAACUUUGGGAUGUUGCUGCAACGAAGUGGUUAGCCAUCGCUGACAACUGUAAAUGCGAUUUACUACAGUUCAACUUUUAUGCGAUGUUAGCCCAGUUUGCAGCAUAUAAGGGCGCAGCGAGGUUUUGCACCAUUGAACGCAACUACAAAGUUGCGUGCCUCGCCCUCCGGAUGAGCGACGAUGGCAUUGAUGCCGACAAUGCCACAAUAGCAGACGUCCUCGAGUAUGUCACCUCUGGCAACGAUUUGCAUGCCAGGCAACAGUUUGCCUAUGGAGACUGUGGAAUCAACCACGAGCCGUACCAGUUUACUCCCCGAGAUGGCUACGGAGCCUGUUACCCCUUCGUCUAUGGCAUGACGAUUGUGGGCCAGGUCAUGGACGCGAAGCAGCGCCUUGCCAUGCAAGACUGGUGCAGCUUCCCCAUGUACUUCGAUGUGGCCACAUGGAAAAGUAUUGAAGAAUCACCGUCCGCCACGGCUAGUCUUGAGAUCAUGCUUUCCAAACUGGUGAUGCUAGGACUACGGGCGCCCUCUGAACCAACUCAAGCGAUGUUGGCAGGUACAUGCAUUCUAUGUGACGGGCAGCAAGGUGUGAAGCCAGGAAGCAGCUCUUCUUUGGAGCCUCACAAACUGAGAUCCCUCUUCCUGAACGUGAAAUCAGAAGUGCGUGUGCGCAUGGCCAAGGCCAAAGCUGGCCAGGUCCCAUUGCCCGGGGGCGAGUAUGUUGUGAAGCUUCCACCGAACCCCGAGGACGCACCAAAGGCAUUGCAGGAAGUUGCGUUUCAAGGCUCCAAGCCUGAGCAGCCGCCUUUUUCCCUCUUCGACAUCUCGAACAUCGCCCGGGAGAUUAAGCUGCGGUCUCCCAAAGGCCAGUCCUCGACUUCAAGUAUGGCAUGCCCAGAUGGUCAGGCCUUUUGGCAUUCCUUCCAAAGCCUGCUGGCAAUGGCGCAGCAUCUGACCCAACCUCAGAGAGAGUGCAACUUGAGCUUUGUGCAGAACAAGCCAGCAAGAGCGCUUGAGAAUUUACUUCACAGGGCCGAGCCCCAGGCCCAGCUUGCUUUGCCAGCCCCAGCCCAGGCAAUGACGGUGAACCCAGGCAAUGUCGAGAAGCAGCAAAUCUUUGAGGCAUGUGCGUUGUCUAACACGGCAGAGAGUGAAAGGUCUCCACUUCUUGCUCUACCUCCCGCACCUCUCUUGGACGUGCAGCCGAAGCCGGCUGUCGAGGAGGACAGCCAGGAGGUGAAGCUGGCGGCAGCAACAGUGCCAGAGAAGGUGAAUGAUCUCCCUCAAGGUGGGCCGAACACCGUCUCCUUGUCGGAUAGCAUGGCGAAGCUGCAGCAAGCCAGGGCCAAAGCAAAGGGCUCUUCAGCCGCAGAUAUGGAUCUGCCUGUGAUGAAGAGGCCAGCCGCCAAAGUCCCAGACGGGCCACAAGUGCCGGUGGACCAGAAGCCACCCAGUCGUGACCCGAAGUCACAUCGCUUGCAGAAUACUAAGGCCAAGAUGGGGAGCAAAGUCGGUUCAGCUUCACUGAAAAACCAAAAGAAGACUGUGAGCAAGGCCGUUGCCAAGAAGAAAGUCAAGACCAUUUCACCGCAGGACAAAUGCCGCUUGAGGGAUCAGAUCUUGUCGAAACUAGAUCUUAAGACGAAGAAAAGGUUUGCAAAUGGAUGCAGCAAGUGCCGCCAGCGGCCGCUGUGCACCCUGUCUUGCUGGAAGGCUGCUGUGGAGGAAGUGUCGCCAACGUCAUUGGUGUCUUCAGAGUCGGCUACUGAAGAGUCUCCAUCACCAACUGAAGAGUCUCCAUCACCACCGGCACGACCGCCAUGGAGCAUGGUGAGAAAACGCUUUCGCCGCGUCAAGAAUGAGGACAGGUCUGAGGUGCACGCAGCAGGCCAUGAAACUGAAAAGGAGCGUGUCAACGAGGCUGCCUCUGGCGAUGGGCGUUCCUUUGCCGGUUCUGAGGCUACAGCUACAGCCGAUACCGACAAGGUUUCAGAGUCGGAGACAACGGCGACGGUGCCACCGUGGAGGCUUUCUUCACCCGCUCCUGCCCCAGCGCUUCAAGCGUUGCAGCCCAAAAAAAGGGCCAAGCCACAGCCAAAGGAAGAGGUUUGCAACGACAACACGACCGCUAAGUCUACCGAGCAGACCGAGAGCGAUGACCCCACGGGGACUGAUCCUGCAGGGGCUGAUCCUACAGGGACUGAUCUCACAGGGAAUGAUGAAAGCAUCGUGCCCAACAGCACAGCCGACUUAAAGAAACUCAGGGCUGAGAUGAACCUGUUGGCACAGCAAUGGGGCGUGUCGCGGCGCUUUGUGGAACAACUGUGUGGCAUGCCCAAGCGCAAAAGAAGCGCAGCAUGCCAACCCUGGCGUGGAGGGCCCCGCAUCGGCUGA